Messenger RNA from Anopheles arabiensis, 3486 nucleotides. RefSeq lists its product as uncharacterized. Lineage: Eukaryota; Metazoa; Arthropoda; Insecta; Diptera; Culicidae. The transcript is spliced from 10 exons. The coding region runs from base 167 to 2368 and encodes 733 amino acids. The record is from RefSeq and is a predicted model, not a curated record. Gene Ontology annotation, cellular component: cytoplasm. Gene Ontology annotation, biological process: mitotic spindle organization; cerebral cortex development; cell population proliferation.
GCGUCUAUUGACAUUAUUCAUGUAGUAAGGGGUUGUAUUUUUAGCGUCAUGCCUUGUGUGUGCCUAGAUAAGUUAGUUGCGCAGGAAAUAUUUGAUUUGCUCAGGUCUGCGCCGAUUAGAUUUUUUCGUCAUUGAGUGGGAAAUUAUUUUAUCAUUGUGUUAUCAUAUGGAUGCGAAUAUAGAAGACAUGGAUAUCUCUUUCGGUGAUGUUAACAUACAUGGUGGAUCUGAUGUGAUAGAAGUUGAUGAAGAAUUGCUUGAUGGUCCCGAUCAUAAGACCAUCUAUGAUCAAGAGCCGGAUUUGUCGGAUUCUAGAAAUAGUGCAACAACAGUGAAUAGUAAUGCAUCCAAUACAACGAUCGUAAUGGGGUUUAACAGAAGCUUCCCAGCAAAUAACGCCGAUACCGUAUCGGAAUCGAUUCGAUUUCCGCUGCAAGAUGCUAAAGAUAGCAACAUUCCCAACAUCAUGCAAAGAGAUGCUCCUUCCAUUGAAUCUGUUAAAGCAAACUUACUGAACACUCCGGCAUAUGUUGGAUUCCUGUUGCCAGAUAAAGAAAAUUUGAUAGCAGAGGCCUGUGAAUCUUUGUCGAACUCUUUCCCCACUGCAAUCGAAGAACAAAGUGACGAAUUUCCUCUAGAUGUAAUAGAGUUUGCCCCGGUACAAAUACCCGUCCAUCACUCUUCGGCACCACAAGAAAAGUUUGUACCGGCGAAUGAAUAUAUCUUUUCGCCCGCUGAUUUCGAUUGUUUACUUUCACGAGGUUGCUCGCAAUCUACGAGAACUACAGAUACAUCAAUUAUAGCAUCUGCAUUGUCGUCCUCGGAUGCGGUACUACCAAGAAACUCAGUGUUGAUCAAUUUUGAUCCUCUUUUGCGUCGGCAAACUAUCAUUAAAACCGAAAACCAACAAGUUGCAAACUCUAUUACAGAAACCUCAUCCGCGUGCCCAGAUUUAGUUAAAUUUGCACAGCAUGAGCAAAGCAACGAAAUUGAUUAUUCAUUAACAGAUUUCGAUGCAAGCUAUAAAGACUGUACCGGCGAGCACAGUGCAUUCAUUUCGAAUGGUUUAAUUUUACCGUCGUUAUCACUAUUAGAAAAUCAUCCUGGCAAUGAUCCCAAGGAUAAGCAACAUCAGGAAAAUGCAUUACGUUGCCUUCUUGAUACAUCUUUAGCCGCCAGUAGUACACAAAGCCAGGAACUCAGUGUAGAUUCUCUUGAGAAAACAGUGGUCACUCAAAAAAUCGAAUCUGCAAAUUGCUCAAAGUAUUUGGAUAAUCUUCUAUCAUCUUCAAAUCCCAAUUCAUCUUCUUUAUUAGAACAGGAAAAAUCCUACAGUGAAAAAGAAAAAAACAAUGAACUCCUCGUGCCAGUUGUCAAUGCUCAUAUUGAUUCUGUAAAUUUCUUGGAGCAUAAUUCGGUUUUUAACAGUUCGACGGAUUCAAAUGCGGACCCAAAAAAUACACAGUUCGAAGAAUUGAUCGUCGAACAAUUCCACGAUAGAAACAUUGACGUAUCAUUGUCGAAAAACAAAUCAGAAAGCGAAGUGACUAUAAAAAAUACCAUCUUUGAAUUAAACAGCAUUGGUAAUCUUGCUACGGAUGUUAAUGUAAACGAUGAUUUAAGAACUUUUCGCGAACAUAUGCUUUUCGCGAAGACUGCGGAACUGCUCCUUGUCAAACAAAAUAGAGCGGUGCAAAACAUGAGCGAAGAACGAUCAGGGCCAAUAGAGGAAGGAUGUGUUGACGAUGGGAAAAUAAAUAACACGGAUGAGAUGAAUAUUGCUGAUUUAGAGAAAAAAAUGCAUGACGUUGAACUAAGAGAAGAAAGCAUGUUGAAGCGAAUUACUGAAAAAGAUAAAACCAUUUCCAAGAUGAGCAAUGUGGUUGAAGCAUAUGAACGGACUAUCGCCGAAUUGAUAUCAGAAAAGGAAAUUCUCAUCCGCAAUCACGAAAUUGAAUGCGACAGUCUUAAACAAGAUAAUGAAAUCAACGCACAACAUUUAGAAUCAUUGGAGAAAACUUUCUCGAACUUGUAUGCGAAAUAUGAACGCAUGAAAAAAAAUGCAAUUAAAUACAAAGAAAAUGAAGAGAAACUGGUGGAAAAAGUUGUGAAACUUGAGGAAUGUCUUCGAGCACAAGAGCAGCGAUAUGAAAAGAUGAAAUGUCAUGCGAUGAGUCAACUUGAAAUCGCAAAUACCAAAAUUGAUGAAGCCAUUCGUAAUCAUUCCCAAGAAUCGGCCAAACUUAAGGCUCAGAUAAAAAAAGAAGAACUAUAUCGAAUUUCGAUCAAUGAGCAGUUGAUUCAAAAAUCAAAAGAAAAUGAAGAGUUGGUGAAGAUAUGUGACGAAUUAAUCAGCGAGACUAAUUGAACAAUACAGUUUAUUUAGGCGAACUACUUGUUCUUAUGCCUUGUAGAAUUCCUUUUAUGCAAUGAGUUACAGAUUCAAGAGAAUUAUUUAGUGUUUCUAUUCUUCAUAAGCCUGAAUAUGAAACAAAUUAGCAUAUUUUUUUCCGGAUAUAACCAUGUAAUAUUUUUUUUCAUUGCAGCUAAAACUUCUGUUCAGUCUGUUCUUGAGUUACGUUGUUCUCGUACGAGGAAUCGUAGAUAGCCAGUUUACCAAAACAUACAGUCCUUGAAGCUAUUUGCCUCCUUAAAUACCAAAUGCAAAAAAAAACUUGUUUUCCGUCGAAAUCUAAAAUGAAUACAAAGAGAAAAGAUUACAAUUUGUUUGGGUGACUAUUGUAAAAUAUUUAAUUUAUUGGUUAAAAUCAACAACUUCACAUAAAACAAUAUAUCAACUAAAUGUAUUUUUGCUGAAAUUCGCUAUAUUCCAGUCGCUACUGAUGUUCGAGCUACAGAGAUAUUUUUAGAACGAAGGUAACGCGUAACUCGAGAACCGGCUAUGAUUAUUUAUGUUUUUGUUUAUGUUUUAUUUGAUUUGCAGGGAAUAUAGAUCCAUUUGUUUAUUUAGUUUAUAUUUCAGUAAUAAUAUUGGAAAAAGUUAAAACCCGCUGCUCUCUAUUUCAAUUGGCUUAUCCAUUCGUUGAUUUUAAACAAAAUGAAACGUUUGGCUCUGUUAGGCUGAAAAUAUACGAACCUGAAUUCAAGAGCAAGAAAUCGCACAUGAUGUCUAAUCGAUUUAUAAUCACAGUUCAACUGUCACUUUUCCACGCCUUGUUGAACUCUGUUGUACAUCGGUUGUACAGCAGGCGCGAAAUUCCGGUUCGUGUUUUUUAGUCUCAGAAAAUGUUUCGGAUAUUCCGUUCCCUAAUUUCACUACAUUUGGAUGCCAUGAAAAUAACUAGGCAACUCACACGUUUGUUAAGAAGCCGUUAUAGACUACAACUAACACAUACUACAAUAUUCUUUCCUAAAAAGAUAAUUUAGUGCUCAUGACACCGUUAUAACAAAUAUAUUAUCAUACUAGAAUAAAAAUGCUGUAAAAAGCCUACAAGAAUAAAAUAUAACAACUAGUUACAGUCAUAA